This is a messenger RNA of Rhincodon typus (whale shark), 2982 nucleotides long. It is a transcript of the gene emsy, whose product is annotated as EMSY transcriptional repressor, BRCA2 interacting. NCBI's taxonomy places the organism in Eukaryota, Metazoa, Chordata, Chondrichthyes, Orectolobiformes, Rhincodontidae. The record is from RefSeq and is a predicted model, not a curated record. The transcript is spliced from 17 exons. Gene Ontology annotation, biological process: regulation of DNA-templated transcription. Gene Ontology annotation, cellular component: nucleoplasm. Bases 320 to 2953 code for a protein of 877 amino acids.
UACUGGAGGACGUGACAGGCUGUUGGCGGUCGUUGUUGGCAAUGCCGGCCGUGAGCCGGAGCGUCGAAACCUGGUGGCUUGGGUGCUUCGUGAUUUGUUUUUAAAUAUAAAUAGAUAACAAAAAAUCCGCACUCUUCCUCCUUUAUCCUCGGAGGAAAAUUAACAUAAAAAAGUGAAGGAUGCCAAGUUUCGGCAGGACUCCUGAACCGCAGCGAGAUCAGCACCGAGAGCCGUUGCCCAGAGACGCCGAGAGGUGAGGCGGCAUUUUUUGUGUUAUUUUUGCAGGGUUAGGCUGACGCUGUAGAACAUCGCCACCACUAUGCCUGCUGUUUGGCCGAGUCUUCUGGAUCUCAGCAGGGAUGAGUGCAAGAGAAUACUCCGAAAACUUGAACUUGAAGCUUAUGCUGGUGCUGUUAGUGCUCUUCGAGCACAAGGUGACCUUACAAAAGAAAAGAAGGACCUCCUUGGAGAAUUAGCCAAGGUUCUUAGCAUUUCAACAGAGCGCCACCGUGCAGAGGUUCGUAGAGCAGUUAAUGAUGAAAGAUUGCUGACCAUUGCACAUCAUAUGUCUGGGCCUAACAGCUCAGCUGAAUGGUCCAUUGAAGGUCGUCGGCUUGUCCCCCUCAUGCCAAGGCUAGUUCCUCAGACAGCAUUCACAGUAACAGCGAAUGCAGUAGCUAAUGUGGCAGCUCUGCAUAAUGCCACUCUUCCUUCACCAGCUGAAACCGGUAACAAAGAAGUGAUUGUCUGUUACUCCUACACAAGCACCACUGCUACUCCAGCAUCAACCACAGUACCUGGUGGAAGUGUAGCAACGGUCAAAUCUCCCAGACCUGCAAGUCCAGCUUCCAAUGUUGUUGUGCUGCCAAGUGGUAGCACGGUUUAUGUCAAAAGCGUUAGCUGUGCUGAUGAAGAUGACAAACCUCGCAAGCGCAGGCGUACAAAUUCAUCCAGUUCUUCCCCCGUGGUGCUUAAAGAGGUUCCCAAGGCAGUUACACCAGUCGCCAAGUCAAUUGCAGUUCCUGUUGGCAGCAGUCCAAAAGUAAGCAACAUCAUGCAGAGCAUCGCAAACUCCAUUCCCUCGCAUAUGUCACCAGUGAAAAUUACUUUUACCAAGCCCACCACCCAAACGACAAAUACAACUACACAGAAGGUGAUAAUAGUAACCACAUCACCAAGCUCAACAUUUGUACCCAAUAUUUUGUCCAAGUCUCACAAUUAUGCAGCUGUCACCAAGCUUGUGCCAACGUCAGUCAUCACCACUGCGACUCAGAGACAACCAGUGGUCAUUACUGCCACUCAGCCUCCUUUUACUGCUGGCAGUACCCCCUCGCCUUCAUCCACGUCCGUCACUGCUGCUGCCACAUCAAUGAUUUCGUCAACAUCUUCUGUUGUGAUGUCAACAAUAGCUCAAGGUGCAUCUGGUACUGCAGUUAAAGUUACCGCAGCCAGGCUUCAGUCCCCCAAAGCACUUAUGGGCUCCCCAACUCAGAUCUUGACGCAGUUUCCCAAACAGCAACAGCAGCAGCAAAUGUCACAAUCUCCACAGCAGCAGUCCCAACAGUCUCAAACAUCACCUGGUGUCAAACCUACCAUUCAGAUCAAACAGGAGUCAGGGGUCAAGAUUAUAACCCAACAGAUGCAGCCAAGCAAAAUCCUGCCAAAACCAGCAACAAUGCCUAGUACUAGCACUUCGCCUAUUAUGGUGGUUAGCAGCAAUGGUGCCAUUAUGACAACAAAGUUGGUUACUACACCGACAGGUACCCAAACUACCUAUACACGCCCUACAUUGAAUCCCACCAUCAGUGCUCGUAUGGCAGCAUCUACAGGAUCUACUACCUACAUGAAAACUACGAGCGGGAGCAUCAUCACUGUAGUACCAAAGUCACUAGCUACAUCCCUUGGAGGAAAAAUUAUCAGCAGCAGUAUCAUGUCUGGAACAACAACAAAAAUAACUACAAUCCCAAUGACUUCUAUGACGUCGAAGCCAAAUGUCAUUGUUGUACAGAAGACUGCAGGGAAGGGAACAACCAUCCAGGGUAUUCCAGGGAAAAAUGUGGUCACAACAUUGUUGAAUGCUGGGGGUGAAAAGACCAUUCAGGCAGUACCUGCAGGGACAAAACCAGCAAUUAUCACUGCAACAAGGCCUAUCACUAAAAUGAUUGUGGCUCAACCAAAAGGGGUGGGUUCGUCAGUACAACCCACCACAAAAAUCAUCCCCACCAAAAUUCUCUACGGACAGCAAGGGAAAACGCAGGUUCUGAUUAAACCAAAGCCUGUGGCUUUCCAAGCCACAAUGGUGAGUGAACAGACCCGUCAGCUGGUGAGUGAAACUCUGCAGCAGGUGUCGAGGGUCACGGAGGGAAGCACCUUAUCUGGACAAGAAGGCAGUCUGAAGGAAGAUGCACAAUCCUUUGCUGAGGGCAGCAGUGGGAGUGGUUCCUCUGGUGACUCCGUACAAAUCUCUCAUGGCAAAAGCAGAUCGUACAUCGAGAUACAGAAAACCCGAAAUAAUUAUUUGAACUCUCAGCAAGUGGUCCAUGUUAUUUCAUCAAGGAGCCAGGACUGGGCCGAACACGAAGUUGCCAUGGACACCAGCCCCACAAUUAUCUACCAGGAUGUUUCUGGAGAACCCCAAUCAGCGACCUCCACCAUUAAAGCACUGCUGGAACUCCAGCAGACAGGUAAAGAAAAGUUGGAGUCUAAAUCUCGGCAGCCUACUAUUGACCUCAGUCAGAUGGCAGUCCCGAUCCAGAUGACACAGGAAAAGAGAUUAUCACCAGAAAGCCCAGCCAUCACUGCUCUUGACUCAGAGCUAGCUUCCGAGUACUUCAACUCUGGUAAGUGCCCCCUGCUUGAGGUUAAAAGAGAAGUUUCUAAAAAUCAAGAUACGUGUAGGUGCGUGGUAAAUAAAUAUCAGUUAUUUUUCAGACUUGUAAUAAAGGAAUUGUAGUGUAAAUAGCUUUCUUUUUUAGUCACUUU